AUAAAUUAACGAAUCAAUGUGGUAUAAUAUUUGUGUGUGUAUGAUUAAGUAAAACUAACCACAUAGAAAAAUAAUAAUAUAAGCUAUUCAUACAAUAAGAAUACAAACUUUAUAAUUUGAGACUAUUUUAUAACAGUCUGUAUGCUUAGUUAUGUUUUAUAAUAUUUAGUACACUCAACAAAAACUAUCUUUAAUUUUAUUGUUAGUGGAACUGAAACAUCAAUAAUUGUGAACAAUAACGUUUUAAGAAGAUUUAAAAUGAGUCACAUUCCUUAUGCGAAAGUUCCAAUAAUACAUCAGGGCUUAAGACAAGAAGAGACUAUUGUGCAGAUAACUGUAGCAUUGGACUACUUGGAGAAAGUUUCACAUGGCAUUUUUGAACAUAUAAAAACAUCUGUGGAGAAUCAAAAAUCUCAUCUUGCAAGACUUAGAGAAAGAAGCAAAACUGUUCAAGCAAAGAUGAAUAAACUUGCUGGUACCAACAAAGCUACAAAGGUGUUUGCCAGUGCAAAGUACCCUGGGAGUGAUGUUCCUAGGGACUAUGUAAGUGCUCUACUCUCCAAUCCUCUGCCUCCCAUUGAUCGUGCAGUUGUGCGCAUCACCAGCAAGCAUCCUCCAUACGAUCCCAAUUGUCUAAAAGAGAAAACCCAGCAUGUUCACAUCAAAAUGAGCAGUAGACAAGUUAGGAAGAAUGUUGAAGUGACUCCUGAAGAAGGUUUGGGCAGCUUACCGAGUGAUUUAGAUUCUGUCAGUGCAUUGAUUUUGUUCAACACGUCUGAAAACUUGUACAAGAAGUAUGUAAUGUUGGAUCCACUGGGGCUAGUGACCAAGACCAGACAGAUCAUAGAAGAUGAAGUAAAGGGUGACUUGGAUGCUGCUCCUCGCUCCAUGUGUCAAGAGAUGGUUAAUUUCAAGCCAGGAGAGAACUAUUUCUAUUCUCCAACUUUACAGGAGGUUCCACAGCUAGAUGUACCACUAGACUUGCCGGACCUCCCAGGAAUUGCUGGAGACUUGCAGUUCUCAAUGGACUCAGGACCACCUAUUGCUCCAUCUGGGUCCACUCCUAUCCCAGAUCUGCCAGUUGUUUUCACAGAGACGCCUUCAGAAACCAUCCUUCCCACUCCCCCUCCUCCUCCACCAGUUGCUUCACCUCCUGCUCCCCUUCCUGUACACAGCACCCCUCCUCCGCCUCCACCACCACCACCUCCCUCAGAGAUACCUCCACCACCAGCAAUCUCCCAGUCUACUUCUCCUCCACAGUCAGCGGAUGUGCUAACACCAAGUCAAACAACAAAUAAUGCAAUCACAAGAGGUGAUGAUGCCAGGGCUAAUUUGAUGGAAGCAAUCCGCAAUGCUGGCGGCAAGGGUAAGGCAAAAUUACGCUCUGUCGUUGACCGCAAACAAGAGGCUAAACGGAUCAAACAGGAGGAGGAUAUUAUACAUAAGAGUUCUGGUGGAAACUUGAUGGCAGACCUUCACGCCAAACUUUCAUUGAGGAGAAAGGGAAUCUCUGGGUCUCAACCGGGAACAGCUGACCCUCUGGAGAAGAUGUUAGCAAUGAUCCCUCCUCCCCCUGUCAAAGAAUCAGACACAGAUGAACAAGAUGAUGCUGACUGGGAAGAUUAGCUUCAUAGAUCGAGGUACUGCAACCAACAUUUCAUCCCAUCUUUCAAUGAAACAGUUUUACUGGAAUUACUUGCUCAAAUUUUCUUGUAAAUAAAAAUAAUACACUUAACAAUACAUACAUAAUAUAAUACACUUCAAAUGAUUAUUGAUUGUAUUUCAAUUGUGGUAUUUAUGCACAUAUUUAAGUUUAUAAAUGUUUACAAAAUUUCACUAAUUUCGUUAGUUUAUGGUAAAAAAUAUAAUGUAAAAAUUUCUAGCUGUAAACAAACUCUUAUUGAUACUCAAUUUUAUUCAAUUUAUCUAACAGUAGUAUUCAGAGUUACAAAGUCCACAUACUUUUCGGUAGGGGAAAAUUUAAAAUUGAACAAUUAUAAUGAAAAUCAUUAAAAUAUUGACAAUUAUAAUUUAAUAUUUAUAACAAGCUAUGUUAACUGUAAAAUCUAAUUCAGCUAAUACAGAAAACUUUCGGUACUACAAAGCUUAAAUUUUUCUUCUGUAAGGGCGGAUUUAAAAGUAAUUAAGAUGAUUCAAAUAUACAUAUUCAAAAUUUAGUAAUUAUAAGAAGUAAUAUAAACCGUGAAUACUAAUUCAGCAAAUAAAGAGAAAAGGUGCUGAUGAAUGUAAACCUCUGCCAUAUUGAUUAUACGCUCCCUGAAAAUGAUGCAUAAACACUCGUGAGCUAUUCUGCCAUCAGCUGAUUUCAUUGCUUUUCUCUCUGCUGCAGCCAAUAAUUAACUUCUUUGCAUGUGUCCCUUUGGUCUGUAAUUAUAUGUGUUUCUCUAUAAAAUAGUUUGAACAUUUAGAAUAUUUUUUUACUCUUUAUGUUUAAACAAAAUUAUAUUUUUGGAGAUACAUAUUUGCUUAUACUUGAUUUACUUAUAUCACACAGAUUGAUAAAAUUGAGACAGGCACAGGUCAGAGUUAAUACCUAACAAAGCUAAUGUGUUAAUGUAAUGGUGUUUGCCAGUCUAAUGGAAUAGUGUAGCAUUUCCCACUAUGCUGAAUAUAAAUUUGCUUGACAAUAUUUAGUACACAAUUUUGUGCAGUGGAAUUUCAAGGCAAGACCUGUUUAAAAAUAUGUGACUAUUUCUACAUAUUGAUUACACCAUAUACCUAUUUUAAAUAAGAUAAUUAAUAUACAAAAUGAAAGGAAUUACCUAUGAAUAAUGGCAUCAACAUGAUCUCUGGUCCACUAUUAACUUUGCCCACAACUGGCUACUGUAAGUGGGGAUUGAUUCAAUAACUGUUUAAUUUGGUUGAUCAAAAACAGAGUGAAAAAUUCAUUGUUUCAUGAGUGUACUUGGUUUAAUGUAUUAUGAAAGAUUUAGGGAAAAAAAGUUAAUACUGUUAUUUACAUAUUUUAAUGGCUUCGAGAAUAGUUUAAUACAAUAAUACUUAAGUAUUGAAUAUGAGAUUACAUAUAUUAUGAUUUAUAACAGCUUAACAUUUUUAAAGAUAAUAAUAAGUGAGUCUAUCUGUAAAUACUAGACAGUAACGUAUCCCACAGAAAUAUGAAAAGCUGAAGUUGUUUAACUUAUAUUUAAAAAUGACUGAGGAUCAUCCAGAAAUUGAAGUAACUUUUUUACAAUAUACCAUUCACAGAGAUUACUUAGUCACAUACAGGUUAAAAGGUAAGAGACCUUUGUGUUCAUGAAAAUAGAUACAUCGUGUGAGUGUUGAGUUCAGCUCCAGGUCACCUUCUUCUUAGUGCAGUGUCUUAAAUGUGACGCUGUCACAAACUUGACUCCUGGAAUCUGGUAGUCAUGUUCUUCUGAAGAGAUCCAAAAAAAGUCAGUGACAAAGAAGCUAAAAAUGAACUCUACAUUAUUUCCACGUUAGAGACACUUAGACUACAAAAUAUGAUAUGAAGAAUGUAAUGUAGAUGAAGAGGAAUGUCUGGAAUUUCUUGAGUGUUCACACUUAAUUCUGGUUUAUUUUUACCUUAUUGUUACCUGCAUUCACAUGGGUUAUAUUUGACUGUCUAGUCAGUGAACAUCUUUAUCAAACCACCUGUGUUUUAUUUUUUUAAUUAUGUAUUAAUUGUCCUAAUUUUUUGCUGUAAUAACAAAAUUGACAUUAUAGUAAAGAAACUCACUAGAGGGCACUCUUGCAACCAUGUGUUAUGUGUCAGAAAUCAAGUGUUUUUGCUCAUAAAACUAAAAUUAAGUAAUAUUUUCAUCUGCAUAAUCAGUAUUCUAGGAGCCAGUAAAUACAACCUCCCCCCUACCACCAAUAUAAACUGAGUGUUUCCACCAGGCUGUGUUCUGCCAGGAAUGGCUCCCACCCACAGAUAUUUACUAUCUAAACAAAUUUUAGAACUACUACCUUGUGAGAAAUAUCAUUCAAAUACCGGUAGAGCUUUGUCUUGCUAUUUGGGCCGCUCAAAUUGGCGUGGACAGUUGAUAUAUAUAUAUAUAUAAUAACUACAAGGUCUGAUUACCAAGUGUACAUUUAAUGUUAGUUUGAACUGUAAAGAGACUAAAGAUUUUUUCCAUUUGUGUUAUUUCAAUUCAUAAAUUCUGUCUUUUAAUCUAAGAUUUAAUUUGUCUUAUAUUUCUUACUGGAGUAUAAUAAAGAUGUUUGUAAUAUGA
Homalodisca vitripennis (glassy-winged sharpshooter) is the source of this 4217-nucleotide messenger RNA. Its product is annotated as WASH complex subunit 1-like. Bases 259 to 1626 code for a protein of 455 amino acids. Gene Ontology annotation, biological process: endocytic recycling; retrograde transport, endosome to Golgi; exocytosis. NCBI's taxonomy places the organism in Eukaryota, Metazoa, Arthropoda, Insecta, Hemiptera, Cicadellidae. The transcript is spliced from 9 exons. Gene Ontology annotation, molecular function: alpha-tubulin binding; gamma-tubulin binding; actin binding. Gene Ontology annotation, cellular component: WASH complex; recycling endosome; early endosome. The record is from RefSeq and is a predicted model, not a curated record.